AUGAAAGGGGAGCUGGUUCGAGAGAGUAGCAGCAGCAGCGGCAACGAAGCGGCUGGAGAUGGAGCCGGCGGGAUAGACGAGGACUUGUACUCGCGGCAGCUGUACGUGAUGGGCAAGACGGCCAUGGCCAAGAUGGGCAAAGCUGAUGUGCUCAUAUCAGGCAUGAGCGGGCUUGGUGCUGAGGUGGCCAAGAACGUUGUCCUUGCCGGGGUGAGGUCGGUCACGCUUCACGACGACCGACCGGCGACGCUGGAAGACCUGUCGUCACAGUUCUGUCUGGGGCCGGAGGCAGCGGAGAGGGGGGAAGGCAGGGCGAGGGCGAGCGUGGACCACCUCAGGGAGCUCAACCCCUACGUUGACGUCCGGCUAGUGGAGGGUCCACUAACCGAGGAGGCGAUCGAGGCGGGGGGUUACGCGGCUGUACUGCUAGUGGACGAGACUGUGGGUUUCCAGCUGCGGGCGAACGAGGCGUGUCGGAGGGCGGGGACGGCCUUUGUUUCGGCGUCCUCGCGGGGAGCGUUCGCGUCCCUGUUCUGUGACUUCGGGGACAGCUUCGUCGUGCAGGACACAGACGGCGAGGAGGCCCUGGCGUGUCUAGUGGGUGCUAUCGUGAGAGAGGAGGAGGGAGAGGCGGGAGUGGGAGGGGGGCGGUGGGUCGUGGAAGCGGUGGACGGCGAAAGGCACGACUUCCAAACAGGGGACACGAUCAGGUUCGAAGACCUACGCGAUGCGGAGGGAGCCCUCUUGGAUACACCUACACAAGAAUUUACCGUCAAGAACAUCAACCCUAGAAAGUUUUCCAUGGAGGCAGGCGGUUGGGCGGCAGGGGAGACGCAGAGGAGGGCCUGCGGGGGACGAGCCGUCCAGGUGAAAAAGCCGUCCAAGGUCUCGUUCCUUCCUCUCCGGAAGGCGUUACGGCCAGGGCGGGUCGCAGAGCUCACUCUCCCCACGGACUUUGGCAAGCUGGUGCUCCAGCCUGUUCAUGCCGACCCGCCAGUUUUUGUACUACGACUGCAUGGAGGCGUUGCCGUCACCCUUGCCCUCGCUGAAGGCGUGUGCCGCAAGGGGGGACCGCUACGACGGCCAGCGGGCAGUCCUAGGCGACGCCCUCCAGCGGAGACUGUUCUCCAGAUCGGUCUUCGUUGUCGGUGCCGGUGCCAUCGGGUGCGAGCUUCUCAAAAGCCUGGCGCUUAUGGGAGUGGGCUGCGGUAG
Ectocarpus siliculosus is the source of this 1212-nucleotide messenger RNA. Lineage: Eukaryota; Phaeophyceae; Ectocarpales; Ectocarpaceae. The record is from the annotation of a GenBank genome assembly.